This is a messenger RNA of Zea mays, 780 nucleotides long. RefSeq lists its product as uncharacterized. The transcript is spliced from 4 exons. Bases 182 to 610 code for a protein of 142 amino acids. The record is from RefSeq and is marked provisional. Lineage: Eukaryota; Viridiplantae; Streptophyta; Magnoliopsida; Poales; Poaceae.
ACCACCCAAACCCAAGCAGAGAAGCAGAGACACAUUUGGCUCACUCACUCACACUCACUCGCUCAUAGAUUGUCCUGUCCGUCCAUCAUCUCUAGCUAGCAGCUUCCAGUGAGAGCGGCAAGCGACACCACAACCAGACAACACACCACCACCGAGCUGUGAGAAUAAGUUCGCAGACAGGAUGGGCAAGCUGUGGACGAUCCUCACUCACCUCCACUCCCUAGCAGGGCCAACGGUGAUGCUGCUGUACCCUCUGUACGCGUCCGUGCGGGCGAUGGAGAGCCCGUCCAAGCUGGACGACGAGCAGUGGCUCGCCUACUGGAUCCUCUACUCCUUCGUCACGCUCAUGGAGAUGCUCCUCGAGUCCCUCAUAUACUGGAUCCCCAUCUGGUACGAGCUCAAGCUGCUGUUCAUCGCGUGGCUCGUGCUCCCCAACUUCAGGGGCGCCGCCUUCAUCUACGACAAGUUCGUGCGCGAGCAGCUCCGGAAGCACGGCCUCACCGCCGCCGGCUCCGUCAAGUCGUCGUCGCCGUCGUCCAAGGACAAGGACAAGCCCAAGAACAAGUUCCUCGCCUUCGUCACGCCCAAGAAGGAUCAUGAAGCUUACUGAAGUGGGUUGCAGUGAUCCCAUUCCUGGACCAUGUCCCGGCAACCUGUAGUGCACUCCACUAGAUUUCUGUUGUGUUUGUUCUCGACUUGAAAUAGAGCCCGUUCGAUGUGUGUGUGGCCAUUCUGUAUGUGUGAGCAUCAACUCUAACAUGGAAUGGAGACAAGUGCCAA